CAACGUGAAGAUCAGCCUUGCUUUACCUACUGAUCCCGAGCUUACGUUUUUGAGCCAUUAUGAAGAUCGCUCUGCAGUGCAGCUUGGUGCUUGCCGCCGUGCUGGUAGUGAAAGCCGGAGACUUUUGCGCCCUGAACGCUGAGAAGAGGAUUACUACCCUUCAAUGCUUGGGUGAAAAGUUACCCACUGAGCUGAAGGGCAAAUUGCUCGCCUUAAACACCGAAGGAUCGCCGCUUCUAGACUUCGUCAACCAACACUGUGAUAAGGGCACCGACUAUGUGGAAGUAUUCAAGAAGGAGCUCAGUACGGAUGAGCUUGCGGCUUUGAAGACUGCCUACGGAGAGUGCGCCACUGCCUAGAUAAAGGACUAACUUGGGCUGGCAGUGUUUGAUUCACCGUCCACUUCAAUUUGAUUGAGAUUAUUAAUAAACGUUUAAAGUGGAUGAACAA
Molecule: messenger RNA, 450 nt
Organism: Ixodes scapularis (black-legged tick)
Lineage: Eukaryota; Metazoa; Arthropoda; Arachnida; Ixodida; Ixodidae
Exons: 5
Coding region: 60-359 (99 amino acids)
Source: RefSeq, a predicted model, not a curated record